Molecule: messenger RNA, 2847 nt
Organism: Esox lucius (northern pike)
Lineage: Eukaryota; Metazoa; Chordata; Actinopteri; Esociformes; Esocidae
Product: hsp70-Hsp90 organizing protein 3
Exons: 14
Coding region: 524-2017 (497 amino acids)
Molecular function (GO): protein binding; metal ion binding; RNA binding
Source: RefSeq, a predicted model, not a curated record
AUCUACUUAGAAAACUGGCUUAAUAACAAUCUAGUUACCUUCUGUUUUGUGCAAUAUACUAAUAGCCUAUGUUGUAUCAAGAUCAUUUGUACCUAAUCUGACAGAUCAGUUUUAGUUUAAUGUCGAUUUUUUAGCCAUCAGACAAUCGUCUAUCAACCAGUUAAAAGCAUGUAAACGAUAUAACAGGCAUCUAUCUCAUGGUGAUACAUUUCCACUUCCCACCUUUUUAUCAACUGAGCUUUUGUAAAUCAGAGAGAGAUCGUAAAACAUUGUGUAGUAGCUCGCCAAAAUUUCGGUCGGACGGAUAGCUUGAUCAUUUCCGAAAUGUGGAUACAUUGUCAUUGAUCAGUUAGCUGGACCGCAUUCAGGAAUCUGUACAGAUAAAGUCAGUUGAAGGGACAACGAAGAUCGAUUCAGGCGAUGGUCUAACCGUUGGCAAUAGCCUACUAUUUGAUUAUUUUAAGCACUUUUAAAGUGAUAGGCUAGUUUCCAAAAAUAUUUAUAUUCCUGUUGAUAAUGCUGGAUGGUCGAAGUGAUGAAGUUCACAAGAGGCAUUUGCCGACUGCUGGGCAUUGGAGGCGAUGGGUCGGGUGAGCCACAGGACAUGGACUGUGGAGGACGAGAAAAUCCAGCUCCUGGUGGAAAGGCCCUGACUGGCGAGGAGGAGUUGAGCGAGGAGGAGAAGAUCAGGAGAAGAGCAGAGAGACGUAGGGCCAAGAGGAAGCGCCAGAGAGAACGGCGGAAACUACUGAGGGAGAAGAGCGGAGACGCCAGGCAGCACCGGGAUGAAGGAGUGGGUUCGGAGUCCGAGAGCGAAAGUGAAGAGGAGGAGGAGGAGCAGAGGGAGGUGGAUCAUAUUGCGCCUCCUCCCAGGAACAUGGCUCUGCCUCCUCUGGCUGCGUCUGGGAACAAGGAGAACAACCAGGCCCCAGGUCGGACCCCGGAGGAGGAGCCAGAGUGGGACGUCAGCAGUGCGUUUGUGGCCAACGCAGCCAGUCACAUCAGACCGAAAGCUCGGAGCAGAGCAGGCCACGCCUCCAGGGAGAACAAGGAGAACGAGGCCAGGACGAGCAAGGCGGAGAGCUCAGAUUCUGAGAAGAUAAGGGGAGCCUCGCUAACAGAGAAGGGCAUUCAGCUGUUCAAGCAGGGCCAAUACAACCAGGCUGUGGACAUGUUCUCUGAGGCCAUCUUUUGUGACCCCAACGACCACAGGUUUUUUGGGAAUCGUUCAUACUGCUACUGGUGUCUGGAGCUCUACCAGUCUGCCCUGUCAGAUGCUCAGACGUCCAUCCAGCUUGCCCCUGACUGGCCGAAGGGACACUUCCGUAAAGGGAGCGCGCUGAUGGGGUUGAAGAGGUACGGUGAGGCCCAGAAGGCCAUGCAGCAGGUGCUUAGCCUGGACCCGGGCUGUGAGGAGGCUUCCGCUGAGCUCUUCAACUGCCAGGUCCUGCAGCUCAUGGACCUGGGUUUUGAGGAGGAGCAGAGCGUGCUCCUGCUGGAGAAGUUUACCACGGUGGAGGGGGCUCUCGCCUCCCUCGAUGCUGACAAAGCGGUGGACCCCUCCCCUCAGGACUCCUCUGGGGCCCCCUGUCCAUCUCUCUGGGUGGGCAACGUCACGGCGGACCUUACGGAGGAGCACAUAUGGGACCUCUUCAAAACGUGUGGGGAGGUGGAGAGUGUCCGGGUUCUGCACCAGAGAUUCUGCGCCUUCGUCAACUUCAAGAACGCCAGUAUGGCCGCUCGUGCCUUGGAGAGGCUGCAUGGGGUGGAGCUUGAGAACACCCGUUUGGUGAUCAGGUACCCCGACCGCUGGAUACAGAGGACCCCACCUCCUCCUCAGAGGAUAGGCUCCGUAGGCCUGAACACCUCCCAGAGCUCCUCCACGGGGAGGAUGGCUCCCAUAAACGGUGACGAGUGCUUCUUCUGGAGAACCACCGGCUGUCUCUACGGUGAAAAGUGUCGAUUCAAACACAAGCCUGACCAGCGCGGAAGAGACAAGAAACCAUGGCAACCCUGACGCACCCAGACUACGGCGACCAUCACGCGCCCGCAAGAUAUGACCGUGGGAAGAAGAGGGACUUUCUGAAGCUUGACAAAGAGGACACUUCUGCAUGGAACAUUGUAUGGGUUGGUGGGGGGCACACAAGACUGAACCCCCCCCCCCCCCCCCCCCCCCUUGGGUCCCAAGGUGCGGUGGAUUGUUGUCGGGUCUUGGAGGUUGUCUUAAUGUUCUGGCUUGGCGACUAAUGCCCCAGCCAUCAUUCACAACCAUGUUGUAAACACUAAAGGAACUGUUCCCUCAGCCACUCACCCCCCCUAAAUGUGUGUGUGUGUGUGUGUGUGUGUGUGUGUGUGUGUGUGUGUGUGUGUGUGUGUGUGACCGACCCCUUGUGAUGUCGCUGAUGCAGUAUUUGGCUUUGACAAUGUGAGGUUGUCCAGUGGUUCUCAACUCCAGGCCCGGGGACCCAGGAUGCUCGUUGUCAUUCUAGCCCUCCAAGUCCGGACCGAUGUAGACCUUGGGGGCCGGGUAGAAUUAUAAAACCUUGAGUCCGAAGGGCUGGAGCUGGAGAACCACUAAUGUAGGACCUGUCCUUACUACAUCUCACGACCCCUGGAACAGUGUUCCAUGUAUUAGUGACACCGACUGGCCGGGUCAUGCUGUGGCCCUGGGAGCGCUGUCACACGUCAGGUGAAUGGAAGUGACUAGCCUGCCGAAUGACUGUUAGGGAGCCUUAUUGCAAAAAUGACUGUCAGUGCCCCCCCCCGAAUUCUAGGUUGGGACAGUUAAGUAUACAAAGUUUUAUCCGUUGCCGUUUGUUCAUUCGUAAUAAAAAUCCUUUAACCAAA